AUGGGUUUGCAAGGGCCUGAUAUUGAAAAGAUCAUUCAUUUCCUCUCUAUAUGUGUCCUUGCAUUCAUCAAUGAAGGCUCUUCCUCUCUUUCUAGUAACUUCAUAAAUUCACAAUGGUCAUGGGGUCUAAGUAUUCCAAUAAGCUUAUACUUCAAAUUUGCACUUGAGCUUCAUACUCAUUUAGGAAUCUGUGUUGGGAUUGGAGUACCCUCUUUAGUUUAUUGGGGUGCAACUCGCUGCCCAAUAGAUUGGUAUUGGGAAACAGUCAUUCAUUUCAAUGUUGAAAUCAUGAAAACUGGUCUCUUCAACAUUGUUAUUGGUUUGUUACAUUUAUUCGUCUCGAAGUUAAUCCAUCGUUUAAUCGAGUGGAUAAACGAUCGCAAAAUUAAAGUAAAAGGGUUGUCGUUUCUUUUCCCUACAACGAAUUCUGAGAUUGAAAAAUCAAACUUUUCCGAACAUUCUUCACUUAGGCCAUUUUCUACCAAUGAAAUAUUAAUAAAGCUGGUUGAAGCACUUGUUUCUUUGUUUUUCAAUGGAAAUGUAUUGCUUUUAAGUUGGUGUUUUUCUGGACAGAUUUACACUCAUGAAGUUGGUAAAGCUAUAUCAUGGGUUGGUUUGGGAAGUUCCAUGUUUGUGUGGAUUAAGGCUAUACUUAAGAAUCCAAAAAUGCCACAGGUAACAACAUCUGAUGAGAAAGUGUACAAGGUGGAAAAGAAUCAAAAUUGUUCAUUUGAUGAGAAGAAAGUGUCCAAGGAUCAAGAACUAGUAACUUGUUCGUUAGAAUGUUGA
Messenger RNA from Lathyrus sativus (Indian pea), 789 nucleotides. Lineage: Eukaryota; Viridiplantae; Streptophyta; Magnoliopsida; Fabales; Fabaceae. The record is from the annotation of a GenBank genome assembly.